AUGAGCAAGGAGCUUUUAGAAGCAAAUCCCCUGGUUGAGAUAAAGGAAGCUUACCAAAAGAAAAAGAAGUUCAUCCGCCACCACUCCGAUAGGUAUAAAAGAGUAAAGCCGUCCUGGAGAAAGCCUCAUGGAAUUGACAGUAGGGUCAGGAAGAGAUGCCGGGGUGAAAGAGAAAUGCCAUCCAUCAAAUACAAGAAGCCAAAGGAGAUCAGACAUCUUCUUCCAAAUGGACUCAGAAAGGUGAGGAUAUUCAAUAUCAACGACCUUACUCCCCUAGCAUCCUUGAACAGAUUUUACUGUGGAGAGAUUGCACAUGCAGUAGGAGCUAGAAAGAGAAUAGCCAUCGUCAAUCGAGCAAAGGAGCUUGGAAUUUGCUUGUUGAACGGAAACGCACGUCUUGUUCAGGAAAUCGAGGAAUAA
Molecule: messenger RNA, 420 nt
Organism: Encephalitozoon intestinalis ATCC 50506
Lineage: Eukaryota; Fungi; Microsporidia; Unikaryonidae
Product: 60S ribosomal protein L32
Exons: 1
Coding region: 1-420 (139 amino acids)
Biological process (GO): translation
Cellular component (GO): ribosome; cytosolic large ribosomal subunit
Molecular function (GO): structural constituent of ribosome
Source: RefSeq, a predicted model, not a curated record